GAUGAUGAUGAUGAUGAUGAUGAUGAUGAUGAUGAUGAUGAUGGUGAUAAUGAUUCGGAUGUUGAUGAUGAUGAUGAUGAUCAUGCUUAUGAUUCGGACUAUGAUGAUGAUGAUUCGGAUGAUGACGAUGAUGAAGAUGAUGAUGACUCGGAUGAUUCGGAUGAUGAUGAUGAUGAUUCGGAUGAUGGUGAUGAUGAAGAUGAUGAUGAUGAUGAUGAUCAUCAUCAUGAUGAUGAUGAUUCGGAUGGCGAUGAUUCGGAUGAUGAUGAUUAUUCGGAUGAUGAUGAUGAUGAUUCGGAUCAUGACGAUGAUGAUCUGAUGAUUCGGAUGAAGAUGAUGAUGAUGAUGAAUCGGAUAUAUGAUAAUGGUGAUGAUGAUUAUGAUUCGGAUAUUGAUGAUGAUGAUGAUGAUGAUGAUGAUGAUGAUGAUGAUGAGGAUGAUGAUGAUUCGGAUGAUGAUGAUUCGGAUGAUGAUGAUGAUUCGUAUUCGGAUGAUGAUGAUGAUGAUGAUGAUGAUGAUGAUGAUGAUGAUGAUGAUGAUGAUGGUGAUUCAUGA
Molecule: messenger RNA, 555 nt
Organism: Echinostoma caproni
Lineage: Eukaryota; Metazoa; Platyhelminthes; Trematoda; Plagiorchiida; Echinostomatidae
Source: the annotation of a GenBank genome assembly